Strongylus vulgaris is the source of this 672-nucleotide messenger RNA. The record is from the annotation of a GenBank genome assembly. NCBI's taxonomy places the organism in Eukaryota, Metazoa, Nematoda, Chromadorea, Rhabditida, Strongylidae.
AUGUCUGUUCAACCUAUUGAAUUGAUGGUGGUGAUACCAAAGGAACGAUUUUCAAAGAAGAGUAACGGAGUGGAGUCGAUGCGAGCAGAGGUUGCUAUACUUCAACGUGUCAAUCAUAGCGGGAUCGUUCGUCUGGAAUUUAUGUGUGAAACAAAAGACAAAAUAUUUGUGGUUAUGGAAAAGCUGAACGGAGACAUGCUGGAACUGAUCCUUAGCCAGGCAGCCGGACGCUUAGACGAGCGGGCCACGCGUUUCCUUCUCGUGCAGAUCCUUUCGGCUCUUAAGUACCUUCACAAGCAAGGUAUCGCUCACUGCGAUUUGAAACCGGAGAAUGUCCUUCUAUCAGAGUUGAACACAAACUUCCCGCAAACAAAAAUCUGUGACUUUGGCUAUGCCAGAUUUAUACCCGAAUCACAAUUCCGAAAAACAAUUGUGGGAACACCUGCUUAUCUGCCACCGGAAGUACUGCUCCGACAGGGAUACAAUAAGUCGCUAGACAUGUGGUCUGUUGGUGUGAUCAUCUACGUGACUCUAUCAGGCACUUUUCCAUUCAAUGAAGGAGAUGAGGUAAUGAACGAGCUCGAGAAGUUAAAAAUAUUGUUGACGAUAAUUCCUAGCGUAACCAAAUAUGCAUUUUCAAAGUCAAACAGAUUUUACUUCACGAUUUACUGA